GCCGAAUGCGUGCGUAGUGGAGGAAAUCCCGAACAGUAACACUGAAUUUUGGACCGAAUGUCGUUACUGGAGAAGUCGAAAAAUCUGCGGAAAGAAAACACGCAUCCGGUUCGAGUGUUGCGAAGGCUUCAGCAGGAUCGACGAUGAGGUCGGCUGCACGAGAGUGAAGCCUCUGAAGAACCUUCUGGAGACGGCAGAGGCGCUCGGAGCCACCAAAUGGGCCGCCUACAUCCGGGAAUCCGGCUUGGCCAACGAGCUAGAGACCGCCGGGGCAUACACUCUCUUCGCGCCCACCAACGAGGCCUUCAGUAACCUGCGACGGUCCCUGAAGAGCCAGAUGGAAUCCUACCGAGGGAAUCCUAACAACCCGAUCCUCCUGUACCACAUUUUGCCGACGAAGCUCAAGUCAGACGAAUUCAAGGCGAACCUGAUGGCGGAGACGAGGCAUCAGGGGCAUAACGUCAGGAUUAAUAAGUAUUCCAACGGGAUGACGACCAUCAACUGCGCCCUCCUCAUCAGGAAGGACCAGCAGGCCACCAACGGCAUCGUGCACGUCAUCGACAACGUUCUGGAUCCUUCUGUGGGCAUCUUGCAGAAUGUUGCAGACAUGGUGCUCAAUGACGGACGCUUCUCCGUGCUCGCCGACAUCCUGGAAAAGAGCGGUUACAUCAACGUGCUGAGGACGAUGCAGGAAUCCAUCACCAUCUUGGCACCGUCCGACGAGGCCUUCCAGAAGCUUCCAGAAUCCAGGCGAGAGAAGAUCAUCAACGACAGAGAAGCUAGAAUGGCCUUGCUGCAGAACCACGUGAUCCCGCACGUGAUAUGCGAGUCCGCCAUUACCGGGGAGCACCGAGUUCGCACGAUGCUCGACAGCAAGAUCACCUUUAACUGCGAUAUCGCGGGAGCCUACGUCGAAAACACGAAACUUCGCGGCAACUUCAACCUCGGCAAGAACGGCAUUAUCCACAUGAUCGACGAUGUUCUUCUGCCCGACAGAGCCAAGAAUCUCAUCGAACUCGCCGAGAGCCGCAACCUCUUCACCUUCGUCGAACUUGUGAAGAAAGCCGGACUCGAAGAAACUCUCAGCCACACCGGGGACUACACCUUCUUCGUGCCUGACGAAGCCGCUUGGUAUUCCUUGGACUCGGAAGUGCUGAGCGCCGCCCGACGCGACCUGGAGCUGGCCGGCCAGCUGGUGCGCUUCCACGGGGCGUACGGCAGACACUUGACCAACGCCAUCACGGACAACCAGGCUAUCAUGUCGCUCGACGAAGAGAAUCCCGUCCGCCUGCAGGUGUGGCGCCGCGCCCUUGGGGUGGAGGACGCCAAGAUCACCGAGAAGGACAUUGAGGCCCAGAACGGCGUCAUCCACAUCAUCAACAAGGUCAUCGUGCCGUCGAACCAGUCGGUGCAGGAUAUUCUGAGGAUAAUCCCGCAGCAGAGGUUCAACAUCUUCCUGGAAGCGCUGCAGCAGGCUUCAUCGCAGGAGAAUUCCGUGCUGAGCUUGGGCCCUGGCGACGAAGUCUUCUACACCUUCUUCGUCCCUCCUGACUCGGCCUUCAGACAGCUCAACUCGGAAACUUUAUCCAAGAUCAAGCAGGACGACCGGUAUCUUAUGGAGCUGAUAAAGAGCCACAUCGCCAUCAACAUGUUCCCGGCCACGUCCUUUGAGAAGAACCUUGUUUACACCAUCGAGGGCAUGGGAGGGCCCUUCGACAUCAAGAAGACCGACCAAAAUGCCAUUACGGUCAACGGCGCCUCCGUCACCUCCUCCCACAUGAGCGCUAAGGGCGUCAUCCACGUGAUUAACAAGGUGUUCCUCCCGGAGAACUCGUACACCUACUCUAGCUACUCUAGUUCCAGUUCCUCCUCGUCCCGGGGAUCUGGAAGAAGCUCUUAUCGCAGGACCUACAAGAAGACGGUGACCUUAGCGGAGACUUACGGGGAUGAAGGCAAGGAUGACAGCCUGCCUGCCUUCCCACAAGGUACCGUGUGCUAGAGCCAAACGCAGGAAGACCUCGAGGGGAUACAGGAGAAGAAAAGCAUUCUCUUCUCCCUCCUCCACCCGCCCCUCCUCAGGAGUAACAACCACUAGCCCAACUACCUCCCCAGAUGACACUUGGAGUAACACCCCUGAUGACUCCUCCUUUGGUGAACUAGAAGAGACUCACCUCCAGGGCUCGGGAUUCUCAGCACGCGAAUCGGAGGCCUCACAAAAUUCUCACACCACUAGUGGCCAGGACUCAUAUGACGUCCGGGAGCCUUACUCUACCACAGAGCCAGGACUAACAAGGUCUUCUUCUCGAUCCUCUUCACGCAGGACUCAUAAAGGCAAAAAACAAGGUGGUGGGUCCUACACUGAACGUGAAGGUUCUUACUCUUCAUCCUCAUAUACACCAUCAUCUUCCUCAUCGUCCUCGUCACACAUUUAUGACUUUGAAACACAAAUAACACGGACUGAAGAGGGCGAAGCCAAAGACUCGGACACAGGCCACGAAACAUACGGGAGUUCCACAACUUAUGGCUAUGACGAUGCCUCACUACACCUCAGUGGCAAUGACGUGUAUGAGGACACGUCUUCCUCACGUCAAGAUGAGUCAGGUUCCCAUGGCAUUUCAACCUCAUCCUCUUCCAGGCACAGAGGGAACACAAACACACACGACAGAUCUUCAACGCACAUCAGUGAUGAGUAUGAGAUCAGCAGACGAAGUGAGUUUGCCAAUACAAACAGCAAUGAUUUAAGUGAAUCGACUGUUUCAUCAUCUGAUUUGGGACGCAAUGAAUUAGAUUUGUCAUAUGAUGGAAACGAAGCACGGAGAACGAGUUCGGACUCCGAUGCACGAGUCGACACUACUACACAAUACACUGACUCAGACACUCGGUACACUGGCACUCGUACAAGAUAUACAGGGAGUGACAGAGACACACAACACACUGUAACUGAUACAAGAUACAGGGGAACUGAUACUAGAUAUACAGGCUUUGAUGCAGACAGACGACGCACUGAAGCAGAUGCCAGAUACACUGGUACCGAUACUAGAUACACUGAAACUGGUACAGGGUACAUAGAGAGUGAAGCAGACACACGACACACUGGAACUGAUACAGAAUACACAGAAUCUGACACCAGAUAUACGGGAUCUGACACAGAUAGACGGCGCACUGAAACAGAUACCAGAUACACUGAAACUGGAACAAGGUAUACAGGGAGUGAUGCAGUCACACAGCGCACUGAAACUGAAACAAGAUAUAGGGGUACAGAUACCAGAUAUACAGGUUCUGAUACAGACAGGCAACGCACUGAUAUUGAUACACGGUAUACAGGGACUGAAUCAGACAACCGACGCACUGGAACUGAUACUAGAUACACAGAAUCUGAUGCAAGUAGACGACGUACUGAAGCAGAUACCAGAUACACAGGAACUGAAAGAAGAUACACAGGAUAUGGCACAGAUAGACGACGCACUGAAACUGGUACAAGAUACACAGGAACUGACUCCAGAUAUGCAAAAUCUGACACAGAUAGACGUCGCACUGAAACAGAUACCAGAUACACUGGUACUGAUACAAGAUAUUAUGAAACUGAUACAAGGCAUACAGGGACUGAAACAGAUUCACAACACACUGGAACUAAUACUAGAUACACAGGAUCUGAUGCAGAGAAACGGCGCACAGAAGCAGAUACCAGAUACACAGAAACUGAUACAAGAUACACAGGAACUGAUACCAGAUAUACAGGAUUUGGCGCAGACAGACGACGCACUGAAACUGGUACAAGGUAUACGGGGGCUGAAGCAGACACACGACGGACUGGAACUGAUACAAGAUACACAGGAACUGACUCCAGAUAUGCAGAAUCUGACACAGAUAAACGACGCACUGAAACAGGUACCAGAUACACUGAAACAAGGUAUACAGGGAGUGAUGCAGUCACACGGCGCACUGGUACUGAUACAAGAUACACUGAAACUGGUACAAGGUAUACAGGGACUGAAGCAGACACCCGAAACAAGGAAGAUGACUCUAGAUACACAGGAACUGACACAGACACACGUUACACUUUGACAAGUACAAGCCGUACUGGAAUUGAUACGAGAUAUACAGGAACUGGCACAGACACACAACAUUCAGAAAGUGAUACAAGACAUGCUGGAAAAGAUAUGAGAUACACAGGGACUGAUCGAGACACCCAACGUACCGGAACAGACACACGAUAUACUUUAACAAAAUACUUUAGAAAUGGUACAGUAAACACAGGAACAGAUGCAGAUGCAGGGUACAAUGGGGAGGAUUCUAGGUAUGCAGGGACAAAUACAGAUACAAGAUACCAUGGGUCAGACAUACGACAUGAUGGAACAGAUACACGGUAUGGUAUUGGAACAAACACACAGUAUUCUGGCACAGGGACAAGAUACAAUGAGAAUGAUACACGCUACUCUGGCACAGGUGUAGACUCAACACUUAGUUACUUCAACCGAACAGGUUACACUGGCUACGCUGGUGGUUAUGGAACAGGUGCAAACUCAACACUCAGUUACUUCAACCGAACAGGCUACACUGGCUAUGCUGGUGGUUCUGGUACAGGUGCAGACUCGAGACUCAGCUACUUCAACCGAACUGGCUUCACUGAAGGUUCUGGCUCUGGUAUUAACAAUGUAGCUGGUGCACGUGGCGGCUACUCUACUUCCACCUCCUCCAGGACUUACACUUACCAUUACUCAGGUGGCUCCGGACAGCCAGGUGGCUCGCUAACGCAUGGGGAUCUCCAGCCACUGCCCACUGGUGGCUUCAGAACUUACAACUCAACCACCAUUCACCGCGAGACUACAGAUGGUCCAAGCAGCCCAGAUGGGGGGAGGUUCAGUUACGUGGGCCAUCCCUAUGGUCAGGAUGUGAUAGGACACACUGAUACAGUAGGUGGUGAUAAGGCGGCUCUGCCGUUCACCCUCGGACAGGCAGAGUCUGGCGCAGCGUCAGGAAGUACCACCCAAGGGGGGGCUGCUGGGUUUGGAACUAACACCUACCACUACAGAUACUCCUCGCAUGCUGAAGAUAAUGGGCCUAUAAGGGGAGACAAUGCUGUUGCUAGUGGGGGUCUCAUAGGAAGUAUGGCGUAAGAACCCACACCGUAGUGACGUACCCAGCCACUGUGGAGACUCACUCACGCAGCACAAAGACGUACACAUUUGGCAGUGGUGGUAAACCCCGAUCGUCUUCUGUUUCAGCCUACGCCUUCACAGGAGACGACACGGAGUACGCCGAUGGCACCGAGUUCGCUGAGGCCAAAUCUGGAGACGAAGAGACUAUUUCCCGCAAGGAGGCCGUUUCCCUCCGCCGCCGCUGGCGCCGCAAGCGUCACCAGAAGCGCGCAGAAGGAAGGAGGCGCCGCGGCCGCAGGGGGGGUAGGCGCAAGGUCGCAGCCAAGCAAUAAUCUGACGGAGGCGCCACCGUGGUGUUGUUGGCGUAAUGAGACUGCUGACCACGAGGCGCCGUUUACCCCUGUCGAACUCGCCUCCCUGGCCGUGUCUCACACGUAUCACUGCCCGCAUCCUCUCCUCCAGUAUUUUAAGAGAACAUUAUCAUUUCUAAAUGAAUAACACAAUAUUAAGAGAAACAUGGUUACUUAUUUUACGUAUUUAAUCACAAUAUAUUACGUGGCGACCUGCAGUAGAUCUUUCCUUGUACAGUAGAGAUGUUUAGUGUAAGCUUGAGAGAUGUUUGAGUUUUAAGUUCCUCGCUCAUGCCUGUAUACUGGUGCUUUAGUCAAUAAGUGUCAAGUUACUUUUAGUCAGUAUAAAAUCAUCCUAACAUGUAUUGUUAUAUCUUUAAUAAAACGUGAAAAUGUUUGAUUA
This is a messenger RNA of Penaeus monodon (black tiger shrimp), 5852 nucleotides long. Its product is annotated as serine-rich adhesin for platelets-like. Gene Ontology annotation, cellular component: extracellular matrix. Gene Ontology annotation, molecular function: cell adhesion molecule binding. NCBI's taxonomy places the organism in Eukaryota, Metazoa, Arthropoda, Malacostraca, Decapoda, Penaeidae. Gene Ontology annotation, biological process: extracellular matrix organization; cell adhesion. The record is from RefSeq and is a predicted model, not a curated record.